AUGAUCUUAAGCAUUUUUGAUUACAAAGAUUUUGUUAAAAAUAAUCGAUCAUUAGCACCUUACCAAGCACCGGUACCAGUAUACCAAGCUCCUACGACACCUGAUGUUGUAUCUCAAUUAGCAAAAUUGGUUUUAAUUAUGAUGAAAUAUGAAUCACUCAUUACCUUAUUCAAUAAAAAUGCAACAACCGGAUGUGAUGAUGGUGGUGGAAGUGAUAUACGUUCUUUUAAAAUGAAAUCUCAAAGAAAACAAAUUGUUCGUGGAAGCUUAACGUUCGUUUUAGACCUAAAAAAAUUGUAUGGCAAUAAGUGA
Entrophospora sp. SA101 is the source of this 312-nucleotide messenger RNA. The record is from the annotation of a GenBank genome assembly. NCBI's taxonomy places the organism in Eukaryota, Fungi, Glomeromycota, Glomeromycetes, Entrophosporales, Entrophosporaceae.